AUAUUGACUACCCUUGUAAAAGGAAUUUGUAAACCAGUAACCUGCAAAAUCCGCAUUUUGCCCUCAGUUGAGGAUACUCUGAACCUGGUAAAGAGAAUAGAGAAAACUGGUAUUGCUGCCAUUGCAGUCCAUGGAAGGAAGAAGGAGGAGAGGCCUCAGCACCCUGUCCACUGUGAUGUGAUCAAAGCCAUAUCUGAAGCAGUCUCCAUUCCAGUGAUAGCAAAUGGAGGAUCUCACGACUUCAUCAAAGAAUAUACGGACAUUGAGGCCUUCCAGAAAGCAACAGCUGCCUCAUCGGUAAUGAUAGCUCGUGCUGCCAUGUGGAACCCAUCUAUCUUCAGAAAAGAGGGUCUUUUCCCCUUGAAGGAAGUCAUGCAAGAUUACAUCAAAUACGCAGUGAAAUAUGAUAAUCACUAUACCAACACAAAAUACUGUUUGUGUCAGAUGUUAAGAGAACAGUUGGAAACUACUCAGGGUAAGAAGCUGCAUGCUGCGCAGUCCACACAGGAGAUCUGUGAAGUCUUUGAAAUGGCUGACUUGUAUGAAGAAACAACAGCUAUUUUUGAAGCAAAGAAAGCAUCUUUAGAAACUGAGACACAAGAUGAAGAUGGUGAAAUGGAAGACCCAGAUGUAAUAAAAAUGGCUGUUAGAUUUGACAAGCGAGAAUAUCCACCACAGAUUACUCCGAAAAUGUAUCUUCUGGAGUGGUGUAGGAAAGAAAAGCAUCCUCAGCCUGUUUAUGAAACUGUUCAAAGACCACUGGAUAGAUUAUUCUGUUCAGUAGUGACAGUAGCUGAGCAAAAAUACAGAUCAACUUUGUGGGACAAGUCAAAGAAGCUAGCAGAACAGGCUGCAGCUAUUGUCUGUCUGAGAACAUUGGGUGUCCCAGAGGGAAAGCUGUGUGAGGGAGAAAAUAACCUGAUUAACAAACGCAAGAGGGAAGACUGGGAGCACUUGAAUAACAGAGAGCAUGGAGAAGAUAUUGCUGAGCCUUCGCAUAAAAAGGCUAAUUUUAUUGAAGAACCUUCUGACAUAAAUGUGCCUAAGAUGCCACGAUAGCAUGGAAAUCAGAGGUUGCACGCUUCUGCGGCUACAAAUUAGCUCCUGUUUGUAUGUCUUGCUGUUCACAUUUCAUUUGGAUUCUCCUGGAGACAGAUAAAUUCCCCGGUUGUGAAAAAUGCCAAUGAGAUGUUUACUGUUCACCACUCACUGUCCCUAUGGUGCCUUUCAGACAGGAUGAAUUAGCAACUUGAUUUUAAAGAACAUUGAGAAGAUUAUCCCAGAUAAUAAAUUUUUUAAAAUAUCAGAUAUUUUCAAAG
This is a messenger RNA of Eurypyga helias (sunbittern), 1319 nucleotides long. RefSeq names its product dihydrouridine synthase 2 (gene DUS2). Gene Ontology annotation, molecular function: tRNA binding; tRNA dihydrouridine synthase activity. The annotation marks the transcript as partial. The transcript is spliced from 9 exons. Gene Ontology annotation, biological process: tRNA dihydrouridine synthesis. Gene Ontology annotation, cellular component: cytoplasm. Lineage: Eukaryota; Metazoa; Chordata; Aves; Eurypygiformes; Eurypygidae. The record is from RefSeq and is a predicted model, not a curated record.